UAAUAAUUCUCCUUAAUCUUAUCACUAAUUAAUAUAAGUACGAUAAAAAAAUGGAUUCAAGAUUCAUCGACACCAUUCCUUCCUUGAGCUAUAAUGAUGAUAAGAGCGAUGAUGACUAUGCGUUUGUAAGAGCUCUACGUAUGAGUGGUGGAGAUGGAGCCAAGAGUUACUCAGCCAAUUCUCUUCUUCAGAGAAAAGUUUUAUCAAUGGCAAAACCAGUUUUGGUAAAAAACACAGAAGAAAUGAUGAUGAACUUAGACUUUCCAAAGUACAUCAAAGUUGCUGAACUGGGUUGUUCUUCGGGACAAAACACAUUUCUGGCUAUAUCUGAGAUCAUCAACACCAUCAAUGCGUUGUGUCAACAAUUGGACCAAAACCCACCAGAAAUAGAUUGUUGUCUGAAUGAUCUCCCGGGAAACGAUUUCAACACGACCUUCAAAUCCGUACCUUUCUUCAACGAGGAGCUCAUGAUCACAAACAAAACAUCCUGUUUCGUCUAUGGAGCUCCAGGUUCCUUCUACUCCAGGCUCUUCUCUCGCAAUAGUCUCCAUUUCAUACAUUCCUCUUACGCUCUCCAUUGGCUCUCUAAGGUUCCUGGAAAUCUCGAGAAUGAUAAGGGAAGCGUGUACAUAACGAGUUCAAGUCCUCAAAGUGCAUACAAGGCUUACUUGAAUCAAUUCCAAAGAGACUUCACGAUGUUUCUAAGGCUGCGUUCUGAAGAAAUUGUCUCUAAUGGACGCAUGGUUCUCACCUUCAUCGGACGAAACACUCUCAAUGAUCCAUUGUAUAGAGAUUGUUGUCACUUUUGGUCAUUGCUUUCAAAAUCUCUCCGUGACCUAGUCUUCGAGGGGCUAGUGAGUGAAUCAAAACUGGAUACAUUUAACAUGCCGUUCUAUGAUCCGAACGAACAAGAACUUGAGGAAGUGAUCCGAAACGAAGGCUCUUUUGAAAUGAAUGACUUCGAGACACACGGAUUCGAUCUUGGACAUUGUAACUGCGAUGACGAAGAGGUUGAUGAAUACGAAGCAGGAUACAAUGUAGCCAAUGGUAUAAGAGCCGUUACUGAACCAAUGCUCGUUGCUCAUUUUGGAGAAGACAUUAUUGAUCUCUUGUUUGAUAAGUAUGCACACCAUGCGACUAAACACGCGAGCUGCAGAAACAAAACCAGUGUCACCCUUGUCGUUUCAUUGACUAAGAAGUAAUUUAUCUUUUGUGGUGUAAAAGUUUUUUUUUACUUUUUACUAUUGCGUCCCUUUUCCGUUAAUAAAUUCCAAGACUCGCCGCCACACAUGUAAUGAUGUCUUUCUAGUCUUGGAAAGUAAAUUGUGAUUUUAAUAUGU
Thlaspi arvense is the source of this 1340-nucleotide messenger RNA. Lineage: Eukaryota; Viridiplantae; Streptophyta; Magnoliopsida; Brassicales; Brassicaceae. The record is from the annotation of a GenBank genome assembly.